CGGAAAGCGGUGCCGUGCCGGGGGCGGCGCUUCCCUCCCGGCUCCCGCAGCCAUGGCGGCUCCCGGCGGGAUGGUGCCGGUGCUGGCGGGGCUCUUCGUGGGCGGCGCGGAGUCGUGCUCGUCCCCGGAGGCGCUGUCUCAGGCGGGGGUGGUGGCGGUGCUGACGGUGGACGCGGAGGAGCCGCCGGCCGUGCCGGGGGUGCGGGCCAUGCACGUCCGGCUGCGGGACGAGCCCGGCGCGGACCUGCUGAGCCGCCUGGACGAGUGCGCCGCCUUCCUGGGCGCGGCCCGGGCGGGCGGCGGCGCCGCGCUCGUCCGCUGCCACGCCGGGGUGAGCCGCAGCGUGGCCGUGGUCGCCGCCUACCUGAUGAAGACGCAGGGGCUCGGCUGGGAGGAGGCGCUCGCCGCCGUCAGGGCCGCCAAGCCGGACGCGCAGGUGAACCCGGGCUUCCAGGGGCAGCUGAAGCUCUACGAGGCGAUGGGGUGCGCCGUGGACACCAGCAGCGUCCUCUACAAGCGGUACCGGCUGGAGAUGCUCAGCGAGAGGUUCUCCGAACCUCAAGACUUGCCCCGAGAAGUCUUUGCAGUUGAUCCUACCACUAUGUGUCAAACUUUGAACACAGAGGUUCUCUACAGAUGCAGGAAAUGCAGACGCGCUUUAUUCCGUAGCUCCAGCAUUUUGUCCCACACGGAAGGAAUGGGACCGACAGCCUUUGCCCACAAGAGGAUAACAGAGUCUGCACGGCUUUCUGGGAAUGGCCAGGAAAAGUGCACCUCGUACUUCAUCGAGCCCGUGCAGUGGAUGGAACCGGCAUUGCUCGGAGUAAUGGAAGGACAGCUUCUGUGUCCCAAAUGCACGUCGAAGCUGGGCUCCUUCAGCUGGAGGGGGGACCAGUGUUCCUGUGGCCGCUGGGUGACACCGGCCUUCCAGAUCCACAAAAGUCGUGUGGAUGAAGUGAGGACAUUGCCUGUUGGUAACUUCCAGACUGCCAAAACCUGAACUCAUCACUUCACUUGAUGGAUUUCUUAACAUCUACUGAAAACUACUAGUCCACGGUUGCCAGGAAAUGAGCUUAUGACUUCCAACCCUUUGUGAGGUGGCAGAAUUACUUGAACACCUUCAGCUUGCUGUAUCUCUUAAUAUGUUCUAUGAAAUAUCAGAACAGUCUCUUCAAAGAGGUGUUAGAGUAGUCAAAUUUACAAAAUGGGCCAAACAUGAUGUUUUUAGUGCAUUCUUCAUUUAUGUGUUGCUGUUCACAGAAGAUCUCAAUGCCUUAUUCAAAAACAGUUGCUGUGGGCAGUAGUGCUGCUCAGCUUCUGAUCCAAAGGGCCAAGUGCUCUCAAAUGGUACAGGUACAAUUGUUUUGCGUGCAUGGCAGCAAAAGGCAGACUUACAGUUACACUUUUAUUGUAUUAAAAGUAAUCCUAAAAAUACCUGCCCCAAGAGUAUUUACUACUUUGUAACUCUUUCAUGUAAAGAGUGAGGGCAUUGUGCAAGCUGUAAUGGAAUGGGAGAAAUGAAGUAAAGAGUCCAU
Molecule: messenger RNA, 1535 nt
Organism: Motacilla alba alba
Lineage: Eukaryota; Metazoa; Chordata; Aves; Passeriformes; Motacillidae
Gene: DUSP12
Product: dual specificity phosphatase 12
Exons: 6
Coding region: 53-1000 (315 amino acids)
Biological process (GO): protein dephosphorylation
Cellular component (GO): nucleus
Molecular function (GO): protein tyrosine/serine/threonine phosphatase activity
Source: RefSeq, a predicted model, not a curated record